Molecule: messenger RNA, 1778 nt
Organism: Fopius arisanus
Lineage: Eukaryota; Metazoa; Arthropoda; Insecta; Hymenoptera; Braconidae
Gene: Nmt
Product: N-myristoyl transferase
Exons: 7
Coding region: 12-1421 (469 amino acids)
Biological process (GO): N-terminal peptidyl-glycine N-myristoylation
Cellular component (GO): cytoplasm
Molecular function (GO): glycylpeptide N-tetradecanoyltransferase activity
Source: RefSeq, a predicted model, not a curated record
UCUAUAUUAAAAUGGCGGACAAAAGUCGAGUGUUGGAUCGUGACGAAAAAACUUUGGAGAAUCAUGAGAAGGAAGGAAAAAGUAAAAGUGCAAAAAAAAGAGAGGGAAAAAAGAGGAAUCAGCCGUCGACUUCCUCAAAAGAGAACAAUGAAUUAGUCCCAGUGGAUGGCGAAGUGCCUGGUGCAUGCAACAUCACAAUAAAGGAGAUUGAAUUGGCAAUGGAAGUGUUUAAAAUGCAACUGAAGCCAGCCAAGACACAGGAGGAGGCAAUGCAAAAGGCUUAUCAAUUUUGGAGCACUCAGCCGGUUCCCAAAAUGGAUGAGAAAAUAGUUGUGAAUGAGCCGAUUGAACAGAACAAAACGUCCAUCAGGCCAGAGCCCUACUCUUUGCCCGACGGCUUCCAGUGGGAUAACCUUCAUCUGGACGAUCCUCUAGUCCUCGCCGAGGUCUACACGUUAUUGAGUGAAAAUUACGUAGAAGACGACGAUGCCAUGUUCAGAUUUGAUUAUCCCCAGGAUUUUCUCAAAUGGGCCCUGCAGCCUCCAGGCUGGUGCGAAGAAUGGCACUGUGGGGUUCGUGUGAUAAAAAGUGGCCGUUUAGUUGGAUUUAUAUCCGCAAUUCCUGCGACUUUACGCGUCUACGAUCACUCGCAAAAGAUGGUGGAAAUAAAUUUUCUCUGCGUUCACAAGAAAUUGCGCUCGAAACGAGUUGCCCCGGUGUUAAUUCGCGAGAUAACUAGGCGAGUCAAUCUCUUGGGAAUAUUCCAGGCUGUCUACACUGCUGGUGUCAUUCUACCAAAGCCCAUAGCUACAUGUCGCUACUGGCAUCGUUCCCUCAAUCCAAAGAAACUCAUUGAGAUCAAAUUUUCACAUUUGUCGAGGAAUAUGACGAUGCAGAGGACACUCAAGUUUUAUAAACUCCCUGAACAUCCAAAAGUGCCUGGAUUUAGGAAGCUCGAGGCUGGAGACGCACCUCAAGCAUUUAAAUUACUCAACGAGUAUCUAGAAAAGUUUGAUUUGGCGCCGAUUUUUAAUGAAGAGGAGUUUCGCCACUGGUUUACGCCCCAUAAUGGGAUAAUAAACAGUUUUGUAGUGGAGAAUGACGGAAAAAUCACGGAUUUGGUGAGUUAUUACACUCUACCGAGCUCGGUGAUGCACCACCAGACGCACAAGACACUGAAAGCAGCUUACAGUUUCUACAAUGUCUCGACGAAAACACCCUGGAUUGAGCUCAUGACUGAUGCCCUCAUUUCAGCGAGAAAUUUGGGUUUCGAUGUGUUCAAUGCACUCGAUUUAAUGGACAACAAGGCAUUCCUGGAGGCCUUAAAAUUCGGUAUUGGCGAUGGAAACCUACAAUACUACCUCUACAACUGGCGCUGCCCCAGCAUGACACCCAACAAAAUCGGUCUCGUCCUCCAGUAACUCGACAAGUGAAAAAUAAAAAAAAAACCAACGAGUCCUGCUUUUUUUUACUGCAAAAACGUGAGUCCAGUCGAGCCUGGGGAUUUCAGUGGCUUGAGAAAGUGGCAAACGUGAGGAUUUCAAUGGACUAUUGAAAAAUAUACUGAAAUAGAAACGAGGGGAGAUUAUUUGCUUCGUAGCAAAGACGAAACUCAUUUUAACCGAUUAAUAGAGGUUAUUAUUCAUUUUCAUUUUGAUUUAUAUAUUUUCCCGGGAUUCGCCAUUUUGUCUGCCAUUCUAUUCAAAAUUCUGCCAAAUAACGAAAUAAUUGAAACUGGAUGAUUCAUUAGGACGUUAAUAAAUGGAGAAUACAAAUCA